Messenger RNA from Aspergillus glaucus CBS 516.65, 2931 nucleotides. Its product is annotated as putative cell morphogenesis protein Sog2. The coding region runs from base 1 to 2931 and encodes 976 amino acids. Lineage: Eukaryota; Fungi; Ascomycota; Eurotiomycetes; Eurotiales; Aspergillaceae. Gene Ontology annotation, molecular function: protein binding. The transcript is spliced from 4 exons. The record is from RefSeq and is a predicted model, not a curated record.
AUGGUUCGUCCGGAGGACACGAUUAGGGUACCCCGUCUAUACCAUGGCAAUGAGGAGGAUACCGGAAGCAGAGGAACGCCAGAACCGAAUAUCCCCCCUCUUUCUUCCACCAACGAUGGCCAACCCAAAAGUGAAUCAGAAACGUCACAAGGCAAUGGACACAUGGGCGAAAGUGGUAAUAGGACCAGCGGCAGCGCGAGACCUCACCCAGGCCCUAAGCUGCUUUCGCAAGAGGAGACCACUGAAAUUACCCGUCGUGCAGUGGAGAAUGGGAUCCAAGAGACCAAGCGUUCGCUGGCCGGAAACGAGGCUGUCAGUGACGUUGUUAAGCCAAAACUGACGAUCGAUCUGGGCCAUUCGAAUAUUGUCCGUAUUCCCGAACCAGUGGUCGAUAUCAUCAAAGAUGAAGUUGAAAGACUCUCACUGUCGAAUAAUCAUAUCUUUCACAUCCCUUUCCGUUUCUCAGAGUGCUCCCACCUACGAUACCUUAAUAUUCGAGCAAACAAUUUUCGGGAGUUCCCAAAAGGAGUGUACAAAUUGCCACUCCUGGAAAUCCUGGACAUCAGCCGAAACAAGAUCAGCCAUUUACCGGAAGAAAUCAAGAAGUUGAACUCCCUACGCGUCUUGUCGGUGAUGCAAAAUCGUCUCGAAGAUUUACCUCUUGGACUAUCAGAAAUGAGCAAGCUCCAGAUCUUGAAAGUCGCCGGGAAUCCGUUAAAGGCCCCUUUGCGACAAGCGUUGGAGGACUCAGAGACGGUAAUCGCACCUUCGAUGUCUGAUAAUGAAAAAGAAGUUGCAGUAACUGCGGAGCUGAAACGGUUCAUGAAAACACGGCAACUGGACACCACCCUAGAGGUGGAAGGUCACGGCGAGCCAAGUGACGCAGUACUCGAGACCCCCAAGCCCGUCAAGCGUGGACUAAACAGUCGUUUCCCUGUCAUCCCGAGCACUGGUGACGGUGCCUCUGGUCCUAGGUCACCUUCACUAUCACGGCCCCCGCCAAUCCCUAUCAAGUCACAUUAUCGUAUUGCUUCUGGGCAGACUCCCUACCAAAGCGGCGUACUCCAGCGCCCGGGAAUCAAUCCUAUACCAGCCAAUGAACGCAAUCGGAGUAACAGUGAGGGAAUCAUACAAGCCUCGAUAGCUGCCCGCAGCAAACGCAUGGGCGUCGUCAAUCGGAAAAAUACGGAUUUGGGUACCUUGGAUGAGACGCGUCCAUAUCGAAACAGUCACUUCCGUGGGCUUAGUCACGGCUCUCUUCUCAAAACAAGACCGUCUGGGGCCGCGGCUGGCGGUAAUUCAUCGAGUCCAAGCAGUCCCAAGGAACGGAGACGACUGAGGGACGGUUUCGUCAAUAGAAUGUCGAGCUUGCCAGAACACAAAGGCGAAAAGGAAACGCCAGAUCCUAUCAUUGAAGGUGCCAAAGGCAUACUAUUCGCACUCUUCCAGGUCCAGUCGCACGUGUCUGCUUUGAUUAAUGUGAUCAAACGGGACGACUCUCGAAGGAACAGUCUUGAAAUCGUCUUCUACAACGCGUCUACUCAUGUGGACCGACUCAACGAGGCUCUUGAAGGCGUGGAAAACCCAGAGGAUACGGACGUGGCGAAACUGUCCAAUGAGACGGUUAGGCGCGAGUGCGAAACUUGCAUAAUGGCCUACACGCACGUUGCUAUGCAGCUGCGCAAUAGCCUAGACAAGAUUAUCGCCAACGGAGACGCGCGUUAUGUUCGUUCCUUGAUGCUUAUGGUGUACGGGGGUGUGUGCGAACUACGAAAUGCCUGCAUGGGCUUAGGAGUGCCCCUAGGAACUCGCAAGCGAGUAUCAUCGAUCAAACCACCUAUACCAGAAAUCAACAAAGAGAGUGCCAGUGUCACCUCAGACCGCUUCCCUGGACCAACAAUGAUAUCAACAAGGGAUCGAGCUCCGUCAGUGCGCCGAUUCCGCAGCGACACUACUAUCCAGCGUCCUCAGUUUGCAAAUGGACCAAUACCAGGGCCAGGCAAUUUCCAGUCUACGGUCAGCUCACCAGGCUUUGCUCCCCCUUCAUUUAGCUUCGGAUCGCGCAGCCGGUCGAGUAGCAGAUCCAACCUUAUUAAUACAUCAGUACCCUCGUCCCUUGCGACACCACGCUCGGGCGAAUCGUUCCCACCGAUUCCUAGCUCAGUCGUGCCGCGGAUAAACCCAAUGACGGGACUAGAUGAAAUUGAGGAAGAACGGAUAUUCGAGAAGAUUUUCCACCAGCUCACCGCAGCAUACACUGCCUCUCUUCAAGCAUUACCCUUGGCCCGUCGUCAGUUUAUGAGAUGCCUAGAGGUUGCAGAGCAUGCACGAGAGCCCCAGGGAAUACAGAUGUUAUGGAACAACCUCAUUCGUCGAUGCCGCGUGUGCUUAGAAGUUUCAGAAGCGCUUGGCCUACGCCUUUCGAACAUGAAGGUCAAAGAGCCAGGCGGUGGAAUGCGCAACCAGCGCGAAUUCUGGCAGCUGUGCAAGACAUUCAUGCAUUCAUUCGUCGAUCUUGUAACCGACAUGCGCGAGAUCAGAAGCAUGCAACUCCUCCCUCCCGACAUCGUCAUAAUCCUCCGCCCAGUUCAACGCGCAAGCAGGGAAGCCGGCCGAUUGAUAGAGGCAUCCCCUUGGUCGUAUCUCGCAGAUAUGGCCGCGAACAACGGACCGGGGAAUAUCUACGGACCACCAUUGCAAGGACAGCAUCAAGGGUCCGUUUCUAACCCAAGUGGUUUUGGAAUGGGCUCGCCUCCGUCUCUUCCCCUCCCGGCGACUCCAUUGAGUGCGGCGCUUGGUCCUGCUGCGCAAGCCACUGUGCCUUCUACACCGGCCAGUGCGUAUAGUGAUAAAUUCUUCGAGGGAGACGUGUUUCAGCGAGCCGACUCGUUGCUUUCUAUGCCAAACCAGGCACCGUUCUUCCGUCGGUGA